GUCAGUGCGGUCCAGCUCGCAGCAAGAGCAGCCGCUGCAUUCUGCAUUUCCCUGAGGUCUUACAUGACUGCUGCUGCUGCUUACAAACUUUACCAUCUUUGCCACAGUGAGUCGGGAAAUCGGUAUGCAGAACAAGGGUACGAACAGAUGUAUCCAGUUCCUCUUGAGAUUUCUUCUGCUCUGGGUGUUUAUCGAGAAGACACAUUGUGAAGAAGAUAUCAUCAUUACGACAAAGAAUGGAAAAGUUCGAGGGAUUAGUUUGCCCGUUCUUGGAGGCACAGUAUCAGCAUUUCUUGGAAUUCCUUAUGCACAACCACCCCUUGGUAAUCUUCGCUUCAAAAAACCACAAUUUUUUUCCAAGUGGUCGGAUAUCUGGAAUGCCACACAAUAUGCAAAUUCCUGCUAUCAGAACAUAGAUCAAAGUUUCCCAGGCUUCCCUGGAUCAGAGAUGUGGAAUCCAAACACAGACCUCAGUGAAGAUUGCCUGUAUCUGAAUGUGUGGGUUCCAGCACCUAAGCCAAAAAAUGCUUCUGUAAUGGUAUGGAUUUAUGGGGGUGGUUUUCAAACUGGAACAGCGUCAUUGAAUGUUUACGACGGCAAGUUUCUGGCUCGUGUUGAAAGAGUUAUUGUGGUUUCAAUGAACUACAGAGUGGGUGCUCUAGGCUUCUUAGCUUUACCGGGAAAUACUGAAGCUCCAGGAAACAUGGGUUUAUUUGAUCAACAACUGGCACUUCAGUGGGUGCAAAAAAAUAUAGCCGCUUUUGGUGGCAAUCCUAGAAGUGUAACUCUUUUCGGGGAAAGUGCAGGGGGAGGUUCAGUCGGCCUUCAUUUGCUCUCUCCAGGAAGCCACCCGUUGUUUACCAGAGCUAUUCUGCAAAGUGGAUCUUCUAAUGCCCCAUGGGCUGUCAUGCCUCUGAAUGAAGCUAAGAACAGAACUUUGACCCUGGCUAAAUUUGUUGGCUGUUUUAGAGAAAAUGAGACUGAAAUAAUCAAAUGCCUUAGAAAUAAAGACCCCCGCGAAAUUCUUUUAAAUGAAAUAUUUGUUGUUCCCUAUCAUACACUCUUGUCAAUAUAUUUUGGACCUACUCUUGAUGGUGACUUCCUCACUGACAUGCCGAAUACACUACUCCAACUUGGACAACUGAAAAAAACUCAGAUCUUGGUUGGUGUUAAUAAAGAUGAAGGGACAGCGUUUUUAGUAUAUGGUGCUCCUGGCAUCAGCAAAGAUAAUAACAGUAUAAUAACUAGAAAAGAGUUUGAGAAAGGUUUAAAAAUGCUGUUUCCAAAAGUGGAUGAAUUGGGAAAGGAAUCCAUUCUUUUCCAUUAUAUAGACUGGAUAGAUGAUCAGAGACCUGAGAAUUACCGGGAAGCCCUGGAUGAUGUUUUGGGGGAUUAUAACUUCAUUUGCCCUGCUUUGGAGUUCACCAAAAAGUUUUCUGAAUUAGGAAAUGAUGCCUUUUUCUACUACUUUGAUCACCGAUCCUCCAAAAUUCCUUGGCCAGAAUGGAUGGGAGUCAUGCAUGGUUAUGAAAUUGAAUUUGUAUUUGGCUUACCUCUGGAGAGAGAAGCUAAUUAUACAAGACCUGAGGAAAUAUUGAGUAGGUUCAUGAUGAAACACUGGGCAAAUUUUGCAAGAUAUGGAAAUCCUGAUGGGAUCCAGAACAGUAGUACAAGAUGGCCUGUCUUUAAAAUCACUGACCAAAAAUAUUUAACUUUAAGUACAGAGGCACCAAGAGUAAACACAAAACUACGUGCUCAACAAUGUCGAUUUUGGAAAUUGUUUUUUCCCAAAGUAUUGGAAAUGACAGGAAACAUUGAUCAAGCAGAACGAGAGUGGAAAGCAGGAUUUCAUCGCUGGAACAAUUACAUGGUGGAUUGGGAAAAUCAAUUUAAAGAUUACACUAACAAAAAGGAAAGAUGUGAAGCUCUCUAAUUAAUAGAUUUGUCUUUAUAGAAUAUUUAUUUUUCUAUAGAUCAAGGCAAAAUAUCAGUAGCUCUUACAUACUGAGUAAGAAAGCGAACAUGUAGCUAAAACAAAAAUGCCAGAAGGAUAAUAUUGAUUUCUCACAUCUUUCACUUAAUGUACCUAGCACUUCAAAACUAAAUAGCUAGAAUAGGUUUAAAUUUUACAAUAAAAAGUUUGGCAAUUAAUUAUGUGCAUAUUAAAUAAUUUGCAGGUUUGAUCUUCACUGGAUUAUUUUAAGAUUUUACUUCACUAAAUAUAUCUGUAUUUCUGUUUGUUGCACAUGUAAUUUUUAUUAACAAGUACAAAUUAGCUUUAAAAUAAAGCUAAUUAAUUCUACAAAUAUGGAAUACUAAAAUUUAUAUCUUUAAUUUAUUAAUAUAGGCCAAUAUCCAAUACUAAAGCAAAGUAAGUAAAGUAAAGGCCCUCUCGUUGAUCAUCG
Molecule: messenger RNA, 2405 nt
Organism: Sorex fumeus (smoky shrew)
Lineage: Eukaryota; Metazoa; Chordata; Mammalia; Eulipotyphla; Soricidae
Gene: BCHE
Product: butyrylcholinesterase
Exons: 4
Coding region: 125-1933 (602 amino acids)
Biological process (GO): choline metabolic process; acetylcholine catabolic process
Cellular component (GO): plasma membrane
Molecular function (GO): acetylcholinesterase activity
Source: RefSeq, a predicted model, not a curated record